Scedosporium apiospermum is the source of this 579-nucleotide messenger RNA. RefSeq lists its product as uncharacterized. Bases 1 to 579 code for a protein of 192 amino acids. Gene Ontology annotation, molecular function: peroxiredoxin activity. NCBI's taxonomy places the organism in Eukaryota, Fungi, Ascomycota, Sordariomycetes, Microascales, Microascaceae. The transcript has 3 exons. The record is from RefSeq and is a predicted model, not a curated record.
AUGCGCCUCCCCUACGUCCCCGACCCACCCCCCACUACUACCGAGCAAGACGCCGCCAUCGUCUCCCGCAUCCGGGCCCGCCGCGCCCCGCGCCCUCUCCAAGCACUCGACCUCACCCUCCUGCACUCCCCUCCCGUCGCCGACGGCUGGAACUCCUUCCUCGGCGCCGUCCGCACCCGCACCUCUAUCGCCGACGACAUCAAGGAGCUCGCCAUCUCGCGCGUCGCCGUGUGCAACCGCGCCUGGUAUGAGUGGGGUCACCACGCUCCCCUCGCCGUCAAGGCCGGUGUGAGCGAGGCGGUUAUGGAGGUGGCUAAGAGGCAGGAGCCGCUGAGCAGGGAGGAGAGGCCUGAGGGCGUGAGUGAUAAGGAGUGGGCUGUUCUUGUGUAUACGGAUGAGAUGACGAGGAAGGUUGAGGUGGCGGAUGAGACGUUUGCUCUUGUCAGGGGGCUGUUUAAUGACCAGGAAGUGGUAGAGAUUACGGCUACCAUCGCUUGCUACAACUGCGUAAGCCGAUUCUUGGUAGCAUUAGAUGUCGGAGAGAGGAACGGUCUUGGUCCGGAUGCGGUUGCCCAUUAA